UAGAACAACUGAAAGAGAAAACUUUCCCUUUCUUCUUUCUCCAAGCUCUGGCCGUUUUUGAACGUUUUUCCGCCUCAAUUCACAAGCACCUCGUCACCAUUUGAAAGUUUGCACUGAAAAAACUCUCCAUUUCAUCGGGCGUCUGUUGUGAUCCGUUUUCUUUUUGUUUUGGAAUUCAUUUGACACCAACAGGUUCGUUUGUCUUUAGGGCUUGUUCUGCAUUCAGCCAAUCAGUUCAAGGUUCACCCAUCGACGUUUCGCAGUCCUAUAGAGUUUGGCUAUCUAUAUGACAGAUUUGCAUUAGUGACCUCGUCCCGUUUACCCUCUUUCUCAUUUCAGAGUUCUCAUUUUGACGUUUAACUAGAAAUAGCCGUACCCUUUUGAAAAAGAAAAGUUACGUUUCAUGAAAGAAAAAAAAAACAUUUUUUUUUUGCUCGUGGGUUGCCAAACGAUGCCGUCUGUUACACCUACAAGCGAAAACGAAAGGAAGAAUAUAAAGUGAAAGCUGAAGCUGACCGGCUGAAAAUAAAAACUAUUGGGAGAUCUCCCAACCGGCAGUGCUAGAACAUAAAAGAAGCAAAUGGGGAGUUCGACCUGGUCAGUUGUCUUUCAGAAGUUCGAGAGUUCAGAUAAACGCUGCACGGAAAUGUCCAAUUUGUGUUGUUGGUACCUGAUGUUGGUGGUGUCGGCUGGUUUGAUAUCGCCGAUCGUAUCGUCUCCGUUGCCAGCAGAUCCAGCUCCUGCAGCGGCCGACCCAGCCAAAUCAGCCGCCGCAAGUCCUAGCGCUGGAACGGGCGUCGCCACGGCAAGGACCCACCAUAAGAAACAUGGAUUCGGAGGCUUUGGCUACGGUGGAGGUAUCGGAUAUCCCGGAUUAGGUUAUGGAUUUGGCAUUCCUAGUUAUGGACUUCCUCUGGGCUACGGUUUACCUCUGCCUACUUAUCCUUUGUACGGAGGCAUCGGGUAUCCAUUAGGAGGAUAUGGGUACGGACUCGGUGGAUUCGGUUACGGACUCGGAGGAUUCGGCUACCCGGGUUUCGGCUACGGCUUCUAGAACUUGUGUGUCCACAAGUCGACAUCGUUUUGCCGAUUCAUGUAUUUAUUACGACUGCAGUGACUGCAGCUUUAUUUUUUUUUUACACUCGACGGUUUGUCAUGAAGAGAAAAUUGUUCUACAUAGACCUGAUAUUAUGAUGAUUGAGUGAUUUUGCAUUUAAAAGGCGCCGCAGACAUUUACCACGCCUCGAUUUCUAUAUAGUCUCUAUAUGAUUGUGUACACUGUGACCCACAUGUAAUUCUAUCGUCGUCUUAUUGUCUCACCUCAUUGUUAAAAAUAGCACGUAAGAAAGGGAUAAGAAUAUAAAGAGCCAUCAUCGUUCA
Messenger RNA from Daphnia magna, 1380 nucleotides. RefSeq names its product postacrosomal sheath WW domain-binding protein. NCBI's taxonomy places the organism in Eukaryota, Metazoa, Arthropoda, Branchiopoda, Diplostraca, Daphniidae. The record is from RefSeq and is a predicted model, not a curated record. The transcript is spliced from 4 exons. Bases 581 to 1054 code for a protein of 157 amino acids.